AGACAGAAUAGAAUUUCUAGAAACACGAUGAAGAGCUGGCUAGAGGCGAGCGGGAUGGAGGACUCUCUGUCCUGCAUGCUGGCCGAGCCGCGGGAGGCGCUGCUGCCCAUCACUGGUCGAGAGAACCUCGCGCCUAGGAAGAGGGACAGAACCCUAGAACCAUGCUCAAUGUCAGAAGAAGCGUAUCUGUCUAGCAGCGCGGGCUCGCCUUGCGCAGGGUUGUCGCGCGAGGAACGCAGGCGCCGGCGCCGGGCCACGCUGAAGUACCGCACCGCACACGCCACGCGCGAGCGCAUUCGCGUCGAGGCCUUCAACGGCGCCUUCGCCUCUCUCAGACGAUUGCUGCCAACCCUGCCGCCCGAUAAGAAACUCUCCAAGAUCGAAAUAUUAAGACUCGCUAUUUGUUAUAUUGCCUACUUGAACCAUGUUUUAGAUGCGUGAAUGCUCAAAAAACGCUCUUAAACAUUUUUUUUAUUGAAAUGUUUUAAGGAAAGUCAAUGUGCCGUGGCAUUUUGCCAGCUAAUCUGCAUUUAAGCGAGUUUAAAGGUACUUAGAAGAUUGAAAAUGAUCUAGUCAUGUAGGUAUUAAUAGUUAUUUGUUAUACAAGGGGGCAAAGUUGUAUUUUAACGCCGAGUGUGUAAUUGAAAAAUGAGCAAGUAAAAGGAUUCUAUA
Messenger RNA from Leguminivora glycinivorella, 672 nucleotides. RefSeq names its product helix-loop-helix protein 1 (gene HLH4C). Gene Ontology annotation, molecular function: DNA-binding transcription factor activity, RNA polymerase II-specific; protein dimerization activity; RNA polymerase II cis-regulatory region sequence-specific DNA binding. The record is from RefSeq and is a predicted model, not a curated record. The transcript is spliced from 3 exons. Gene Ontology annotation, biological process: regulation of transcription by RNA polymerase II. NCBI's taxonomy places the organism in Eukaryota, Metazoa, Arthropoda, Insecta, Lepidoptera, Tortricidae. The coding region runs from base 28 to 441 and encodes 137 amino acids.